Messenger RNA from Exaiptasia diaphana, 2367 nucleotides. RefSeq names its product vacuolar fusion protein CCZ1 homolog. Gene Ontology annotation, biological process: vesicle-mediated transport. The record is from RefSeq and is a predicted model, not a curated record. Gene Ontology annotation, cellular component: intracellular membrane-bounded organelle; Mon1-Ccz1 complex. NCBI's taxonomy places the organism in Eukaryota, Metazoa, Cnidaria, Anthozoa, Actiniaria, Aiptasiidae. The transcript has 15 exons.
UCCAAAAUGGCGACCAUGAAGACAUCUCCGAGUUUAGUCAGUUUUUGCGUAUUUAAUUCGACGUUUGGUCCUCGGGAAGGCACGGAACAUCAAAAAAUUAUACUGUAUAUUCCAACUGAAGAGGACAUCGACAAGAAAAUAAGAAAUAUUGGUCUAUGUGAGGCACUAAUUAAAUUCACAGAAACAUUUCAACCGUCAAAGCCCUGUGAAUCGCUGCACACGCAGAAAACUAGACAAACAUUUUUCCAGCCUGAGCCAGAAUACUGGAUGGUUAUGUCAACCAGUGUACCUUAYAGUGAGAAAAUUGUCAAAGAUGGCAAGAAAGUAGUUGACCAUCAUGAUGAUGACCUACUGGAUAGUAUAUUAGAUGCAGUUCUCAAACAAGCAUACAAAAUGUUUAGAUUAUUCAAUGGAACCUUCACAUACCUCUUUAAUACAUAUAGCGUGGAAACGUUGCGGAAAAGAUGUGAAUAUUUUUUUGUACAUUAUCUUCAAACCUUGAAUUUCUCUAAUUUUGAUGUAAUGGAUGUCUUCUCAGGCAUUCAAUUUCUUCCCUUGGAUAAAAACACCUUUUUAAAAGUCCAGUCUUUUGUCAACCUGGUAGAGCACAGUUUUCUGCAAAUAAAGUAUUCAGCAUUUUUAUAUUCAGAUAAACUAGUUUGGAGUGGGCUGGAGCAGGAAGAUAUGAGGGUUAUGUUCAAGUACCUGGUUACAAGUUUAUUUCCAUCAACGCUAGACACAGAGUGCUCAGAUAAUCCAAAAUCAUCACAAGGCUAUGUUGUAGUACAACCAAAAUCACACCAUGGCAGGUAGGUGAAGGUUCCCGGAUCGGYGGAUUCGGAGACCCCUAUUCCCCCCCCUUUAUUUGUCAAAAUAAUUCUCACUAUAUCCCUAUUUGGUCAACUCAUUGCAGAAAUUCAAGAAAUGCUUAUUUUUAACUUUUGUUGUCUCUUUAUUCCAGCUCCUUCACCAAACCUAGAUUUCUACAAAAAGCUUGAYAGUUUUAUUGGUCCUCAGCUCACAAACUUAGCAAACAUCAUAUGUGAACAAACAGCCAAGAAAUCACUAAAUACAGAGCAACAGUAUCGGUACAUCUACUUUAAUCACAUGAAUCUGGCUCAGAAGUCUUCAAUCCAUCACAGACGGUCAUCUGGUUCUGUKAUUGCUCCUGAGAUUAUGAGACUUAUUGCUGAUAUUAGUGGGGAUUUUCAAAGUUUUCAAGAGGAUGGUGAGACAUACGUCAAGACAAUGACUGACUGUUGGGUUGUUGGACGCAAAUCAGACCAGAGAGAAUUCUUUGUCAUCUUAAAUCAAAAAAGUGCCAACCUUAUUGAAAUUAAUGAGGAAGUAAAGAAGCUGAGUGUAUCACAUUUCAAUAACAUAUUCUUUAUGGAUUAAUUAGUUAUUAUUGUUGUUAUUACGCAUAGUUUAAUAUGUGUAUGGACAUCAUUUAUCUGUAKCRCUGCUUUGUGAAUCUUAGCAGCUGUUACGUCACUUGGGACAACUUUUUAUACGUCAAUUGACACUACAGAACCAUCCCAGAAAAAAAAUGUUCUGAUUUGAAAUAGACAGCUAUCAAUCAAAAACAUUGUUCUCAAACCAACCAAUGGUGAGAUUUAAAAGCCUGUUUGCAUUUGUGAUUUUAGAAGAGUGAUUCUCGCGGCGAUCGCCUGGCCUGAGGUUCGAACACAUGUCGAACAUGCUUGAAAAAUGGCUGCAACUUCGCGGCGAUUUUCCAUCGUCUCCACAAUCGCAGGGCUGUUUACACUUACAAUUUGAGUUGCGCGAUAGCAAAGUGGCGGUUAUCGUGCUACAAAAAUUGCAAGUGUAAACGGGCCUUAAAAUUCUUUUUGUUUUUUUUCACAGCAGUUUGUCACCAUUUGCAUUUUGUAAAAUGUAAGUUUCAGUGCUCUUUGGAUUUUGAUUUCAUGAAAUUUUAAUAAUAAUUCGUUCUUAGGAAGGUCUUACUUCCAGGAAUUGUAAACUUGGUAGAAACGUUCUAAAUGRCUGCAAUAGGCCCUUUGCAUCAAAUUAAGCAAGCCUUGCUCUCCACUUCUAUUUGAAAAAUCAAUAUUUUAAAUUUGCUGUCAUUUUUGAAGUAUSUAGAGUUGAGACUUUCAUUUCUGAACAUCUUUUUAGAUAACUCAUUGAUUUAAAGUAGGUCUUUUAGRAAAAGAUGACAAAAUUCUUAUGACAGAAAGAGGGCUGUCUGGUAACAACUGUGUUAAAAAUUGCAUAUGAUAGAAAUUAGAAAAUUAUAGUGUACAUAAUAAAUAUAUGUUAAAAUAUUCACCGAAUUCUAAAGCUCACAUAUUGUUCUCUUAUUGAAUAAAUAAUGUGUUACAGAAAAUAAAAAAAAAAUGCUUA